Messenger RNA from Histoplasma mississippiense, 1314 nucleotides. RefSeq lists its product with no specific name. The transcript is spliced from 4 exons. Lineage: Eukaryota; Fungi; Ascomycota; Eurotiomycetes; Onygenales; Ajellomycetaceae. Bases 1 to 1314 code for a protein of 437 amino acids. The record is from RefSeq and is a predicted model, not a curated record. Gene Ontology annotation, molecular function: heme binding; monooxygenase activity; iron ion binding.
AUGACUGUCAACUCUCUUUUUACAGCAGUGACCACAGCUCUACUGCUGCCUAUCCUCAUCGCUAUCCAAACUCUCUACUUCCACCCACUCUCUCGCUACAAUGGACCAACACUGUGGGCCAUCACCCGUCUCCCGUACCUGCUUGCCUUUCGAUCCGGAAAGCUAGCUCACAAGGUCAAACACUUCCAUGAAGUAUACGGUGAUACUGUCCGCGUGGCCCCAAAUGAGGUAUCUUUCAUCAACCCCAGCUGCGUCAAAGAUAUCUACAACCGUCGCCCGAGUUCCGAAUUUAAAUCGCUUCCUAAGGACCCCAUCCGUCAACCUCCACCGCAGCCGGGCCAACCGAUUUCUAUACUCGAAGCCGGAGACGAGGAUCAUGCACGAAUACGGAAAUCGUAUGCAUCUCUGUUUAGUAGCAAAGCCUUGGCUGCUCAGGAGCCCUUGGUAUCAUCAUACCACGAAUGGGUCGGAAUGCUAGUCUACUCUUUAAAAGGAAAAGUGCAACUUGCAGCGUGCCGCUUCUACCCGUGGCUCUUCAGACUUCUGCUCAAGAGGAUCCCUAAGUCAGCGAUGUCCCUGAUGGCGAAACAUCAAGCAACAACACGUGAAAAGGUGGAUAGGCGGCUAAGCUCAACUGUCGACCGGCCGGACUUUCUCUCCCAUCUCCAGAACUCGAAACACCAGCUCUCGCAUGCUGAAAUCGUGACAAACUCAACUACGUUUGUUUUUGCGGGAAGCCAUACCCUACAAACUGCUAUCACCGGGAUUCUCUUUCAUUUGCUUCACAACCCCGAGAGUUUGGCAAAGGUAACGGAGGAAGUGCGUACCAGCUUUGCCACGACAGAGGAUAUUGGAUUUAGAAACCUGUCGAAGCUGCCUCUUCUAGAUGCUGCAAUCAUGGAGGGCAUACGCCUUUCCUCACCAGUGCCAUUAGGAUUAACAAGACUCGUCCCGGAAGGAGGACACACCAUCAGCGGCGAAUUCUUUCCUGCAGGGUGGGCUGCCAAUCUCUCCGCUUCCAACUUUGUAGAUCCCACAUCCUUCCAUCUAGACCGCUGGCUUCACACUGAUCGCGACCUCUUCGCGAACGACCGACGGGACGCAGUGCAGCCAUUUCUCCAGGGUCCGCGGGACUGCAUCGGGCAGAACCUCGCGAGGAUGGAGAUUUCCUUGAUCUUAGGCCACCUUCUUUACCAGUUUAAUCUCAGCCCCCUAACGGGAGAAGGACAUGCCGGGGUGCAAAGGUGGGAGGAUCAAGAGACGUACGCGGUUUGGGUGAAAUCACCAUUGCCGGUGAGACUGAGUGUGCGAUAA